CGCACCGCACCGCGCCGCUCCUGUUCGUUCCGCCGUUUUGACGUUCGCUAGCGUUACUCUAAACGAUGACACAGUACAAAGUGCGAACGGCGUCUCCGAUCGUUGAAUAACAUCUGGGGACCUGUUAGCCUAGCCAGCUUAGCCUCGUAAUUCGAACGGAGCGAGGGAGAAACGCGCUGCUGACAUGAUGUUUCCCCAAUCCAGGCACUCGUCGUCCUCUCAGUCCAGUCAAGCUCUCAAGUUCACCACUUCUGACUCCUGCGACCGCAUCAAGGAUGAGUUUCAGUUCCUUCAAGCGCAGUAUCACAGUUUGAAGUUGGAGUGUGAUAAACUGGCAUCUGAGAAGUCCGAGAUGCAGCGCCAUUAUAUCAUGUACUAUGAAAUGUCAUAUGGACUUAACAUUGAAAUGCACAAACAGGCUGAAAUAGUAAAGAGACUGAAUGGGAUCUGUGCUCAGGUGCUGCCUUACCUGUCAAAGGAGCAUCAGCAGCAGGUCAUGGGUGCCAUAGAGAGCGCCAAGCAGGUCACGCUUCCUGACAUGAACUCCAUUAUACGGCAACAACUCCAAGUACAACACCUGUCCCAGCUUCAGGGCCUGGCCCUGCCUGUGGCCCCUCUGCCCCUGGGCCUCACUCCUCCCAGCCUGCCCGCCGUCUCCUCCAGCUCCGGCCUGCUCUCCCUCUCCUCCAUCAUGGCCAACUACUCCCACGGCCAGGCGCAAGUGGUGAAGGACGACAAGGCCCGAGACGCCGCUGAGAGAGCGCCCAGAGGGGAGGAUGGGGACAAGUCAGACUAGUGCAGAUACAGCGAGGUGGUUUGGAGGGGAAACCUGUUAAUGUAACCGGAGACUGAGAUGGGUCUGUCUGCCUUCUGCAGGGAUGAUCAUGAUGAUGAGCAAGGGGGUUUUGGAUGAGCACAGAAUGAAACCGCUGAUUGGCAGAGUGAGAAAAAGUGUUCUUAACAUUUAGAGGUAAUAGACAAAGUUCAGGCUUGUAGACUUUAAAUGUUUUUUAUUAAAUGUAAGCCACUGUUGAGCCGAGGAGAAAUACUACUGUAACAGCAGCCUCCCUUAUGUGGGUCUGUCUGUCACAGGUUAAUUUUUUUACUUUCUGUUGUGUAAAAGAUUAAUUUCCAAUGUAUUUUUUUUUAAUCAUCUUUAGUCCGUCCAAUUGUUUUACUGAACACCGAUAACAUUAAAUUAUGAACUUUUUUCCAGAAUGGAAAACACAUUGGAUACUGUUUAUUGAUGUACGUGGGAGCCAAAUUUAUAUCUUGUCUGAUGUAAAAUGGGAUGUUUUAAAGGGACGUCUCACUUUUCAGGUGCACUAAAACAUUUAUAAGCCCCACUCACCUGCUGUCUGACACUCUUUAAACGCCCUCUCAUUACUCUAGCUGGUUACCUCACCCCCAACCAGAUGUUUUCCCCACCCUCCCUUUCUCUCUGCUCCUAAAGUCUUACAUUUGAACAGGAUCUAAACUUUACAAGCCUUUUUUGUCUUCAUUGUUUUUUAGUUUGUAACAAGUGAUUCUGCCUUUUCUGUGUUUCAGCCAUUUCUGGGUAGAAUCCCGUCAGUUACUCGAGUUGUGCAAAUGAUAAUUUGGUACAAACAGAACAAUGCCCCAGCUCUGUGCUACAUGCUGUCUACUUAUCUGGAUUGCAAUCGUGUUUAAAUUCAAGAAACAUUGUUUGUUUGACUUUUCACAUUCCAUCCUAGCACAACAGGGAAAAAAAUGAAAAUCUGGUUUGAGUUCAAGACUAUUAUUGCUAAGUGCUAUUAAGCAAAAACCUUUAGUAAUGUAGAUCGUUACAACAUUUGUUUAACUGACUUCACCUUUACAGUAUAAAGCAACAGUGAAGUGGUGACGCUAAGAAAGAAGUAGGAAAUUGCUUUCCAUUUACACACAGUUUAAGUAUUUCACAGACGUCUCUGGCAGCUAAUUCCAGUGAGAUGGCAGCUAGUGGCGACGUUGCCGCUGUCUGUAGAUAUAAUUAGCCCCACAUCUUGGAUCGUGUCACUAUUGCAGCAUGAACAGGGCCCAAUAAUGACCAAAAGACAGUAGACCAUUGGUAAAAGAAUGAUGAUGCUAUUUCAUGAGUCUAACACCUUAGACUAAUGUAAUGUGAGAUUUCGUUUUGCAGGAACUCAGCUAAUUAGUGUGUAGUUUGGCUCUGGGCUUUGGUUUGAUCAUGAUGAUGAUGGACCAGCUGUGAAACAGCUCCAAGACCUUAACCUGACAAAACAAUACAACUACUACUGGUGUUGUUGGAAACACGUUUUAUUUUGUAGCUUAAAUAUCCAGUCGAAUUGUUGAAAUGUGUUUUAUGUUUGUUCCAACUGUAAAGACGAUGCUAUAAUACUGUGUAAAUAGCGUGGGUUAUGAUGACGUGGAGCGAGCACACGGCUAAUGGUUCACGGGAUGCAGCAGAGGGCAGCAGUCCUCUCUCCAUGCUACCAGGACUGACACAUAGGCACCUGAUGGCUCAGUGUGUUGGCGCUGGGAGAGCUUUGACUGAGCACAUCUGAGAUUAGAGCCCAUUUUGUUCUAGGACGCUUUGGCUAAAUGUAAAACUUAAGUUUGUCGCGACCUGUGCUGAAGAGUUUCCCACCCUGAGGAUUCGACUUCAUUAUACUGAGUGGGAGCACUCUCUAUACUGACGUCGGUCUAUGUAGAAACCCGCCUUUAGCAAACUAUGAAUGGUGUGUGUGUUUUUGGUGUGAAGGGCCAAUUUGUAUACAUAAUGAAUAUAUCAAUAUACAUAUUUUUAAAGCAUUUUUGUAUGUUUCAAAGCUGCUUUUUAACGUGUGUAUCAUGGAAGACUUUAAUGUUGUACGUGUGCAUUACCGGCCUACAGUUGAGAGGCACAAUGUUGUAAACCACAUUGUCUUGCCUGUUUUUGUUUGUUUUUCUCUCUCUCUCUCUCUCUCUCUCUCGCAUUCUUUAAAUAGGCAGUAACGAACUUUUAGCAGUAAGGAAGCUUCUCUGGUGCCUUACAAAUAAAAGACGUGAGUGAGA
This is a messenger RNA of Betta splendens (Siamese fighting fish), 3015 nucleotides long. RefSeq names its product TLE family member 5-like. NCBI's taxonomy places the organism in Eukaryota, Metazoa, Chordata, Actinopteri, Anabantiformes, Osphronemidae. Gene Ontology annotation, biological process: negative regulation of canonical Wnt signaling pathway; regulation of DNA-templated transcription. The transcript has 7 exons. The record is from RefSeq and is a predicted model, not a curated record. Bases 185 to 796 code for a protein of 203 amino acids. Gene Ontology annotation, cellular component: transcription regulator complex; nucleus. Gene Ontology annotation, molecular function: transcription corepressor activity; protein binding.